AUGAAGGGCGUCGUUGUGGAAUUUGUUGGGUUUGCUGGGCAUCAAACUGAUGGUGAGUUUGCCAGACACUUGCUUUGGAAUGCUGUUUCACUUGAGAAGAUGAUUAUUGAUCCUCGUCCACGUUAUCUGGGACGAGAAUUUGAAACGGGAAUUGAAGUGGCCAGAAAGCGUGCCAAGGAGCUGGAAACAGAAUUGCCUCUGAAAUUGUGA
Messenger RNA from Ilex paraguariensis (yerba mate), 210 nucleotides. The record is from the annotation of a GenBank genome assembly. NCBI's taxonomy places the organism in Eukaryota, Viridiplantae, Streptophyta, Magnoliopsida, Aquifoliales, Aquifoliaceae.